Messenger RNA from Scylla paramamosain (green mud crab), 1791 nucleotides. RefSeq lists its product as uncharacterized. The transcript has 4 exons. Bases 530 to 1783 code for a protein of 417 amino acids. The record is from RefSeq and is a predicted model, not a curated record. Lineage: Eukaryota; Metazoa; Arthropoda; Malacostraca; Decapoda; Portunidae.
AGAGUUUGCAAAGGGCGGUAAUUCUGAAUACGGGCGCGUGCGUAGAAUAACACUUGCAAUAUACCAAGAAAUCCAAUAUAUCUCACCACGUAUUGACCAAAACUAACCAAAGAGCAAUACGAGGAACACAGCACCAACCCUCACUACCAAGGAAACUUCCCAAAUACACCCAAACAUAACAGAAAACGACUAAGUAUAUGAAAAGCUGAAAAAAAGAUGGCACUUGGCAUCUAUCCAAGGAACUUUUGCCUCCUUGCUUUGGUCAGUGUCACGUGGGCAGCGAGGAGGGGUGUUACACGUGUCUCGGUGGGCGUGGCACUUCUCCUUGCCAACACCCUGCGCACCCACCCCCCCCGUGGCACUCCCUGUGGUAAAGUGGCAUCACCUAGGAUCACGUGGCACCCUCCAGACCUCACGUAUUCCUCUUGGCACUGUAGUUAGGGAGUGGCACCCUCGCUGCAGUGCCAGCAUCACGCCCUAGGCACCAUGUUAUCUGGGAGGACCCGUGUUCCCCCGCCAGUACGUUGCCAUGACAACCUCCACCGCCAUCAGCCCCGGCAGCAGCAUCCAGCCUGAGAUAACAUUCCGCUGGUGUCGGACGGUGCGGUGCCAGACGCAGGAGGUGUGGCUGGUGCUGACCUCCGUGACGGGCACGCAGGUGUGCCUCACCUGGCAGCAACACCUGGGCUGGUACGAGGCCCCGCCCACACCCGUGCCCUGCGGCCUCCACACAGGAUUCAUCCACGUCAGGGGCAAGGGUGAGCGGGAGUGGCCGGUGGACGCGUUCCACGUGUCUCCACACCGGGCUGCGGUGGAGCUGUUCGUGGCGGGGGACGCGGCAGGCGCCUUCCUGGGUCACGUCCCGGACCUGCGGCGCCGCUACCUGCACCCCUCGCCCAACGCCCGCCGCUGGGUGUCCUCCACCGCGCUCCCCAGCAGGGCGGGCCCCUCCCCGCCGCCUUCUGCUCGCGAUGAGUGGGGCGACGCUCCUCGCGCCAGGUCGGGGCGGGGUGGUUUGACCCGCGGGGGAGCUUCGGCAUCUCUCGGAGACCUCCGCCCCCUGCCAGCCGCCACCCCGUCUCCCGCCUUCUCGCGGGCCUUCCGCGUGGCGGCUGAUCUGUCCCGCACCAGCUCACGCCUGCUGGCCGGCCUGUCCUCCGGCAGCAGCGGCGUGUGUGUGGCUGGCGACGAGGCCGGCACCCCGCCCCACCACGGCAUCCACCACCACUUGCACCACCACCCACCAUCCUCUACCUCGCCCUCACCGGACUCCGAGGACGCCUUCGGCGGACCUCGUAACAGGGUGUCCCGCACGCGGCGGCGACGGGUGCAAGGCGAGGUGUCCUGUGAGGAGGUGGAGGUGGAGGCCGCGCUGUCUGCAGCCCGCACGUCCUCGCUGCGCACCGAGGCGGCGCUGCUGCGACUGGACGCGCUGGCGCAGGAGCGGCGCGUGGCGCGGCUGUUGGCACAGUCAGAGUCUGACUCAGACUUCGAGGAGGAAGAGGAGGAGGAGGAGGAGGAGGAGGAGGAGGAGGCAGGUGUUGGUAGUGGCGGCGGUGGUGGUGGUGGUGGUGGGCGGGGCCGCGGUGGGGGGGCCAGUACGGGUGCGUCAUCACCUUCGAGAGCCGCAGCUCCAGCCUGCAGGACGUGGGCUCCCCGCGCGCCCUGGAGGACGCCCUGGUAUCCCUCACCUCCACGGACAGCCACCCGGAGUUCACCUUUGAGGGCAGCCGCUCCUCGGGGCCGCCCUCCCUCAGCGGGACGGCCGCGGGGGUGCGGGUGAGCCUGGAG